CACAUACACAAAAAAUAUUAUUACUAAAUCUUUAAAUUGAAGCACAUAAUAUAUAGGAACAUGCUUAGAACCAGGCCCGAAUACCCCAGCAGGCCCAAUCCGUAUGAGGGCCCAAUAGGCAGUGCUAGUCAAUCCAAGAAAGCCGCUCGACAAUCUCGCCUGGGUAGCACCGCUCGGCCCAAUUUCAUCAUCAUCAUCAUUACCCGGAGUGACAUAAAUGCUCCCAGUUACGGUGUGUUAAGGGGGCAGUAUGUAUGCGGUCUUACUCCUGCACUAAAGCAUAGAGAGACUGUUUCCGGAUAUACACAGACGUCCAAAAUUGCAUGGAUUGACUUCUGCUUCAUAACAAAAAUUAAAGCACAUACAGUUUAGUGAGUCAUUCUGCUUUAUUUCAUCAUAUUUUCAAGCAAAAAAAUAGUGAGUCUUUGGUUUCAUUGAAAAUGAUGGAAAUAUUUAUGUGUAAAAAUUUAUCUCAAAAAAUUCUUUGUACCGGCCCACCCAAACCUUGGAUUUUAUAUCUAAAAACUCAACACAGUGAACAAGCUAGAUGCUGUUAAACCAAGUUAGAACAAGUAAUCGUGGCCGUUGAGGAAGAAAGGUUGAAGAGAAAUUGAAAGACGGCCCCUAGUCGUGAGUAGCGUGGCUAUCGUCAAACAGUGCAUGAAAAACGUGGAUCGGAUGCGCCUUGACAUCCUCUUUUUCUCCCCAUCUGCCUAUCACCCUAACGUGCAUAUAUAAAAGCUUCAAUUUAACCCACGAAAAUGAGCAGAUAAUCCUCUCACAUUCUAUACCCCAAAUUGGUCAUAAUACAACCUUUUCCCAAUAUCAACCCUUUCUGGUUCGAUAAAGGCAGGUGGUCAUAGAUACGUUCCUGGGGUGUCCCACUUAGAACAAGAUAUUAACAUCCAACCUAACCCUAAUUCCAUGAUAAACCUUACAUGUUCCCGGCCUCAAUAUUGGUAGUCUACCAUGCAAAUAAAAUUUUCUAAGAAAUCUCUAAUACCCCAUUACCCAUGCCAACUAGCAAUCAUAAAACCUAUAAGAAGAUUGUGAACAGGGCCGGUCCUGAUCUUUUAUGGGCCCGGGGCGAUUGAAAAAGAAGACCCUUAAAAGGUUAUAUAAAUAUAUUGCAAAAGCUUAACUUUAUAUACGCAAAUUUCAACAUACAAAGUAAUGUAAGUCUUUCAUCAAAGUCUUAAUAUAUAAACUAAACGAAUAAAAAUUAUAUUAAAAAAUAAAAAAUAAAACCAGAG
Molecule: messenger RNA, 1253 nt
Organism: Cuscuta epithymum
Lineage: Eukaryota; Viridiplantae; Streptophyta; Magnoliopsida; Solanales; Convolvulaceae
Source: the annotation of a GenBank genome assembly